AUGGGCAUCGUCAGUCUGAGAGGCAGAAAGAAGAACGUGCUGGUAGCAGUGGUGGUUUUGUACGUGCUAGUGUCGCUACAAUGGAGCAAUCUCCGGAUCGCGCAACAUUUCCAUAGGGGCUUCAAGACAUUGCUGCCGACCACGGGUCAUGUCGAUAAGGGCCUCAAUUUGAAGAAAUAUAGAGCAGUGGGCGCGCUGGAAGGUGAACGGGCCGCACAGAGGUUGCAAGACGGCGUCAAAGCCGGUAGAAACGGCGUGGAAGACCUGCGAGAGCAGUUGUCGCGGCAGUUUCCCUAUGACGCGUCGCAACCAAUGCCACGGCGGGUUUGGCAGACGUGGAGGGAUCCCUUGUCGUCGCCCAAGAUGCCCCCUGACUUCCGUCACUACGUGGGUUUGUGGACGGAAGCCGUAGACGAGGCACCAAGUUAUGAGUACGCGCUGGUGGCAGAUGAGAACAUCCCACCGCUACUAGAGAGUUUAUACGGCUCUGUGCCACAAGUACUGCAGGCUUUUGAGGCGUUGCCCCGCACGAUCAUCAAGGCAGACUUCUUCCGGUACCUGAUCUUGUAUGCGCGCGGCGGAAUCUACUCCGACAUGGACACGGAGCCCCUCAAGCCGCUGCAUACGUGGCCGUCCGUCAAUGGCACCAGCUGGAUUGACGUGUCCACGCCGGUAGCGUACAAAAACUACGAUUCGGCGACGGCGCCGCAGUUACAGGACCCGGGGUUCGUGGUGGGCAUCGAGGCCGACCCGGACCGUCCCGAUUGGCACGAGUAUUACGCGCGCCGCAUUCAGUUUUGCCAAUGGACCAUCCAAUCUAAGCCAGGUCAUCCGGUGUUGCGUGAAUUGAUCAUCAAUAUCACUGCUACCACGCUGGCAAGCGUCGAAUCCUACGACAAACGCGGUCGCCCCGCGUUCUUAGUGGACGAGGCGCAUGCAGACGACUACAAUGUCAAUAUGAGAGACAAGAAGCGUGCAGAUCCCACCGUCUCGCACGCAGAGAAGAAAAAUGCCAACAACAUUGAUGGUAGCGACAUUAUGAACUGGGCAGGGCCCGGUGUCUUUUCGGAUGCGGUGUUUGGCUACAUGAACAACUUGGUCCAAACCAACAACGACGUGCUCAUCCUCAACAAUAAUCUACGAGGCGGGCCGGAGUCCACGCAGAAAUACUAUCGAAAGAUUACAGAAGGGUUAGAAUCGGGUAAUUUUUUCCAAUGGGAGUUCUUCACGCGGAUGACAACACCUGCCAUUGUCGACGACAUCAUGGUGUUGCCCAUUACCAGUUUCUCACCCGACGUUGGUCAUAUGGGUGCGGGCACGAGUUCUGACGAGCUUGCACUCGUUCACCAUAAUUUCGGGGGCACCUGGAAGGACAAAACCGCAUGA
Messenger RNA from Lachancea fermentati, 1386 nucleotides. The record is from the annotation of a GenBank genome assembly. NCBI's taxonomy places the organism in Eukaryota, Fungi, Ascomycota, Saccharomycetes, Saccharomycetales, Saccharomycetaceae.